This is a messenger RNA of Darwinula stevensoni, 681 nucleotides long. The record is from the annotation of a GenBank genome assembly. Lineage: Eukaryota; Metazoa; Arthropoda; Ostracoda; Podocopida; Darwinulidae.
AUGUCUUUAAAUGUCAGCCGACGAAUCAGCAGCAAAAGCUCAAGGCUUGAGCUGGCUCUUUCGACAGCUGAAACGUGGCAGGUCAUCCGCAAGAAGGAGAAUCUGUUAAGAUUCUCAUUUUUCGAGGAAGACUUUGGGUUUCCAGGUUCUUUCGGGUUUCCUGACUUCAGGAAGAAAGCAAUUGCCACGAAUCAACUGAAGAACAGAUUCAUGCACCUGUCUCAGCUCGAGUUCCAUAAACGCCAAGAUGAGGGUGCCACCGAGCGAGGGGAUCCUCCUGUUCACGAUCCAGAACUUGGUCUGCGGAUCGGUCGUGUCGACCUCGACGACCUCCGCCUGCCGAUCCUGCAUUCGGGUGAGAGACUGACGCCCUUAUUGGCAAGGGCCAAGGUCAAGGGGGGAGCCGGCUACGUGAACCUGCUGUUCUUUCUCCCGGCGAGGAUGAGCAACUUCCUCUCUUACCUGAAGACCAACUGCUUCACGUCGACCUAUUUCGACAGCACUGCUGGCACCACCGGCAACAAGAUCAUCGCAUGCAGCACCACGAAUCUGGCAGACAGCCACCGGCUGAUGUUGCUGCGCAAGGACGAAGGAGAACCUGUCAUCUUCUCACUUCAAGCACUUCACUCUCACUUCAAGCAAUGCACUCUCUCACUUCAAGCACGGAGGGGGACAGGAUGA